AUGGGCGGAAAGAAGGGCGGCGAGAACACCAAGAAGGUCGCUGGCAACGCCAAAAAGGCCGAGGCAGCGGCGCAGAAGGCCGCAGCUGCAGACGCACAGAGAGAAGCGGCCGAGUCCGCGGAGUGGUCAAAGGGAUCUAAGAGCAACGCAAAGAAAGAAGCCGAAGCCGCAAAGAAGGCAGAGCAGGCCAAGAAGAAGGCUGAGCGAGACGCUGCCCUGGCCGAGGAGGAGAAGAGCCUGCCCAGUCGCAAUGCGCCCAAGAACGCAAAGACGGCCACCAAGAAGACCGGCCGCGGUACGCUCGACCUAUCGCAGCUCGACGAAUCUCUACCCUCGCUGAACGCUUCGGGUAUCGACAAUGCGCUGGAUGCCCUCGGCGUCGCCGGCAACGCCCAAGACAAGAUCGACAAGCACCCGGAGAGGCGGUUUAAGGCGGCCUACGCGGCGUUUGAGGAGCGCCGGCUGAAGGAGAUGGACGACGACGGCAGCGGCGCUGGUCUCCGGCUGCAGCAGAGGAAGGACAGGGUCCGGAAGGAGUUCGAGAAGUCUCCCGAGAACCCCUUCAACCAGGUCACGGCUACGUACAAUGCAUCACGCGACGAGAUGGCAGGUAUUCGGCAGUCAGAGAAGUCCAAGGUCGAAUCCCGACUGGGCCGAUAA
Molecule: messenger RNA, 660 nt
Organism: Neoarthrinium moseri
Lineage: Eukaryota; Fungi; Ascomycota; Sordariomycetes; Amphisphaeriales; Apiosporaceae
Exons: 2
Coding region: 1-660 (219 amino acids)
Biological process (GO): transcription by RNA polymerase II
Cellular component (GO): nucleus
Molecular function (GO): transcription coactivator activity
Source: RefSeq, a predicted model, not a curated record